AUGGCAGACGCAAAGAAGAACGAUCCCCGCACGGUGUUCGUGCGGGGAAUCGAUGCCAGCGUCACAAACGAGCAGCUGCAAGAGUUUUUCAGCGAAGUUGGGCCCGUGAAGAACGCCUUCCUGGUCAGGAGGGGCAAGGAUGGGCCGCACAGGGGCUUUGGCUUCGUGCAGUUCGCGGUGCAGGAGGAUGCCGAGCGGGCGGCGGCAGAGGUGCCCGGCAAGGAGCUGGCGGGGCGUAAGCUCAAGGUGGAGGGUGCCGUGAAGCGUGCGCCGCUGGAAGAGCGGAAGAAGCGAAAGCAGUCAGGGACAGCAGCAGCACCCCAGCAGCAGCAGCAGCAGCAGCAGCAUCCAGCAGCAGAAGUGGCGACGGCGCAGGCGCCCGCCGCCAAGAAGCCGCGCCCAUCCAAGCCGGCCGGCAAGCCUAGCAGUGCGGCAGCAACAGCCGCAGAGGCCAAGCACAAGUGGCUGCGGACGGUUGCCAUCGCGGGGCUGACCCCAGAGGCAGUGGACAGCGCCCUGCAGAUGGCCAGGGCAGCCGGCGAGGUGGAGGAGGUGAUCCGACCCAUGCCCGACCAGCUGGGCGCGCAGUUCAAGCUGAGGAGGGACGGGUGCACCGGCGAGUCGCUGCUGGCUGUCUACAAGACUGUCAAGCAGGCCACCAUGGCGGUGGAGCAGCUGCAUGGGCAGGUGGCCGUUGCCGGCGGCGAGCCGGCUGCAAAGAAGCAAAAGAAGGGGGGCAGCAAGGCGGCAGAGGCAGGCGGCGGCGGCGCAGCAGGGUGCCGCGUGUGGGCGCGGCAGCUGUCUGGCGACGGGCUGCACCAGAAGCGCUGGCGCCUCAUCGUGCGCAACCUGCCCUUCACGGCCAGCGAGGCCGACCUGCGGCAGGCCUUUGCGCCCGCCGGCUUUGUGUGGGAGCUGUCUCUGCCGCGCAGCGCCAGCGGGCGCGGCCGCGGCUUUGCCUUUGUGGGCUUCACCUGCAAGGCGCACGCGGAGCGAGGCAUCAGGCUGGUCAACGCCACGGUGGUUGCGGGGCGGCCCGUGGCGGUGGACUGGGCGGUGGCCAAGGCGCAGUAUGACACGGCGCAGCCAGAGCAGGAGGCAGGGGCGGCUGGCGAGGGUGGCACGGCGGGUGCCGGCGUGGCGGGCGGCAGCUUGAGGCAGCUGAUGGGGAUUGAUGGCGUGGACAGCGACUCGGAGGAUGAUCAGGCUGGACCGCCGGCGCAGAUGGGGCACGAAGGCGACGACGGCGAGGCGGCGGCACCUGUGGAGCCGGAGCAGGAGCGGCGCAUGCUGGCCAGCGUGAUUGACGGCAUCCUGGACGGCGGCGGUGAGGAGGACGAGCCUGAGGCGGCAGCAGAAGGGUUGAGUGAGUCGGAGGAGGAAGAUGGCUCUGAGGAUGAGGACGGCGAUGAGGCUGCCCAGGAGGAGAGCGACAGCGAAGAGGGGGAGGAGGAGGAGGAGGAGGCGGACGAGGAGGCGCCUGCUGCCAGCGUGGCCGCAGCCGACCCAUUCAGCCGCAGCCAGCUGCAGAAGAAGGCCGAGGCGGCGGCGACCGCGGCGGCGGCGGUGGCGCCGGGUGCCGACCAGGGUCGCCAGCGAGCUGAGCCAGAGGCCGACGCCACCGUGUUCAUCCGCGGCCUGCCGCUGGAUGUGGGCAAGGAGCAGGUCUUCCUCAAGAUGAAGGUGUACGGCCCCGUGCGCUCCUGCCGCCUGGUGUUGGACAAGGACUCGGGCAAGCUCAAGGGCACCGCCUUUGUGGACUUCUACCGGCGUGCAUCGGCGCAGGCGGCGUCAGACGCGUGCGCCAAGGGCAGGCGCAAGGAGGGCCCCGGAGUGGUGAUUGGGGGGCGUGUGGCGGACGUCGACCUGGCUGUGGGGCAGGAGGAGGCGCGGGCGCUGGCGGUGGCAAAGGCGGCAGAGCGUGGCCCCCGCGACAGCCGCCGCCUGGCUCUGGCCAAGGAGGGCCAGAUUGUGGAGGGCUCCCCCGCCUGGGAGGACAUGUCGGCGGGAGACAGAGCCAAGCGCAAGCGCGCAGCAGAGGAGAAGAAGCUGAAGCUGAAGAGCCCGAACUUUGUGGUCAGCGACUGCCGCCUCAGCGUGCGCAACGUGCCCACCGCCUGGACAGAGAAGCAGCUGAAGCAGGCCUUCAUCGCAGCGGUCAAGGAGCGCGCCAGCAAGGCGCAGCCGCAGGUGAAGCAGGUGAAGAUUCUGAUGGAUGAGGAGCGGCUGGGCCCGGAUGGCACGCCGCGCAGCAAGGGCAUCGCCUUUGUGGAGUUCACGGAGCACGAGCAUGCGCUGUGUGCGCUGCGCCAGCUCAACAACAACCCCGCCGCCUUCAGCAAGGAGCGGCGCCCCAUUGUGGAGUUUGCUCUGGAGAAUGUGAAGACGCUAAAGCUGCGGGAGACCAAGCUGGGCAGAUCCAAGCAGCCGCGAGAGCAGCAGCAGCACCAGCAGCAACAGGAGCGGCAGGGAGCGGGAGGUGCUGCUUCGGGCACGGGUGGAAGCCAGCAGCAGCAGCACCACCAGCAGGGUGAGAAGGACGGGGCGGAGGCGCCUGAGGCAAAGUCCAAACGGAAGCUGCGCAAGGAGCGGCGGCUGAUGCUGCAGGAGCGGCGCAAGGAGCAGAAGCAGCAGGAGGCAAGCGGAGGCGGGGCGGCGGCGGCCAACGGCACGCCAGCAAGCUGCGAGAAGAGCCGGUCAGCGAAGCGGCGCGAGCUGCGCAAGCGCAGGCAGGAAGGGCAGCAGGGCGUGGCCCCCGCAGCAGCGGCGCCGGCAGUCAAGACGGCACCUGCCACCGCCGCUGCAGCCAAGCCCGCCAAGCCCGCGGCUGGUGCCAAGCAGCAGCAGCAGCAGCAGCAGCAGCAACGGCCACGUUUGGGGGUGAACAGCAGGGCGGCCAAGGUGGCCGCGACCUCUCAGCAGGAGCAGCAGACGCAGCGGCGGAAGCGUUCUGCCGACGAGCUCAUUGACAAGCUGGCGGAGGGACCCAAAGGCAAGCGCGAGCUGCGGGCGAGGAAGCAGCGCAAGAAGGAGCAGACUGACAGCGUGGACCAGCUGGCGCGCCAAUACCUCACCAAGUUCUUCUCGGAUGCGCCCGCUGGGGCUGGCAAGGCUGGCAAGGGCAAAGGCGGCAGCAGCGGCAACGCGGGAGCAGCGGCCGGCCAGCGCUCGGCGCUCAAGCGCUGGUUUGAGGCGCAGCCCCAGCAGCGUCGCGCAUCCCAGCAGCUGCGGGCGCAGUCCACCGCCGCGCCGCCCUACUGGGACGACGAUAGCAAGCCCAGAGUCAACGUGUACUCAGACUACACCAUCUACAAGGGCAAGGCCGCCAUGGCGAUCAAGGUGAUCAAGCCCACCUGGGAGUCCAUUGGCAGCGGCCUGAAGAUCAGCCGGGAGGGCACGCUGCUGCUGGAGUUUGCCGCCAGCGUCGGGCCGCAGCAGUAUGACUGGACCAAAAAGGAGACAUUUGGGCUGAGCGCGCUCGAGUGUGCGGCGGUGCUGGAGGCGGCGGACGCGCGGCAAUCCUUUGAGGCGCUGCACGACCCCAACAAGGGCAGGGGAGGAGAGGGCACCGUGUACAAGAAGUUCAACAUGCGGCCCGCCCCUGACAAGGGCUGGUUCUUCAGCAUCGCCUCCACCGCCAGCGGCAGCCAGGUCAACAUCUCCUGCAACGUCAGCGACGCGGAGCUGCGCCUGGUCACGAGGGUGUUUGAUUUUGUGAUUCCACGCCUGCUGGGCUUCGACGAGCACUUUGCGGGCGCGCCGUCUGUGGUGAUGCCCGAGAGCGCUGCGGCGGCAGCACCAGCAGAGGCUGCCGCUCCCUUUUGA
Messenger RNA from Chlorella variabilis, 3825 nucleotides. RefSeq lists its product as hypothetical. The coding region runs from base 1 to 3825 and encodes 1274 amino acids. Gene Ontology annotation, molecular function: RNA binding; single-stranded DNA binding. Gene Ontology annotation, biological process: defense response; regulation of DNA-templated transcription. Lineage: Eukaryota; Viridiplantae; Chlorophyta; Trebouxiophyceae; Chlorellales; Chlorellaceae. The record is from RefSeq and is a predicted model, not a curated record. The transcript has 17 exons.